This is a messenger RNA of Lasiosphaeria miniovina, 1711 nucleotides long. RefSeq lists its product as uncharacterized. The record is from RefSeq and is a predicted model, not a curated record. The transcript is spliced from 5 exons. Gene Ontology annotation, biological process: tRNA modification. The coding region runs from base 259 to 1311 and encodes 350 amino acids. Gene Ontology annotation, molecular function: RNA binding. NCBI's taxonomy places the organism in Eukaryota, Fungi, Ascomycota, Sordariomycetes, Sordariales, Lasiosphaeriaceae.
CAAUCACAGCACCUUUAGCCGAGUGACUGCUAAAACGGGCCACCAUCAACGACCGACGCCGUAACAACCUCAAGACUCGAAAAAAGUGUCGAGACUACUAAAGCCGCCGGACAUUUUGGGGGAAGCGAUUUGGCAUACCUUUUUUUUAAACCGUUGUUAUUACAACUAGUUACGUUUGGCGAAGAAACUAGUUGGAACACACGUCGCCAAGCCUUCGCUCAUUCGCUUUCACCAAAGAACGGUCCAUCCAUUGAAGAUAUGACGGAAAGUACUAAGAGAAAAGAAGCCCCAUCGGGAUCAGCAGGUGCCCAGCACGACAAGAAAAAAAAGACAGGUAACUCUGGGAAAUGGAGGACACCGCAUCACCAGGCCAAAGCUUCUCUACCAAACGAUAGCGGCUUCCAGCCAGGAGACACGGGAAUAUGGGUGACAUGCGCUAGACACCAAGAAGCCAGAGCCGCCAGAGAAGUUAGCAUGUUGUUCGCCGAGUACGCCGAAAAGCUGUACGGAAUCAAGGAAAAGGACUUCGUCGGCUCGGAAGACGAGGACUCCCAGGACAUCGAAGCUGCAAUCCAAAAGGAAAUCGCAGCCUUGAACUCCAAGGGCGAGUAUGAUAGCGCCGCCAUAUUCACACCCAUGAAGAUGGGCGUCGACUGUCUUGUUUUCUUCAAGACCAGGGCGCCGAUUGAACCGGUCGAGUUUGUGAGGCGUAUUUGCGUCGAUGCGAAAGCCUGUGCCGAUCCCAGGCAACUUAGGUGCCGCUACGUGAACCGGCUCACACCGUCGACCGUUAUGGGCAAAGCAACCGAACAGGGGAUCGUCGAGUUGGCCAAGAAGGCGCUCGCGCCAUUCUUCGACUUGGGUGGUAAGCGUGCUACCCGUGCCGAGCCCCGCACGGAAUCCGCUGCAGACGCAGUUUCGGAACAGAAACAGGAGGGAGAUAGUGGGCGGGCCCUUGCUGGUGCUGCCGACGCCAUUACGGAUGGACCAAGUGAGAGUAUCGAAGUUCCUGCUUCAGAAGGAGAAGCCGCCAACCAACAACAAAAAGAGGCCGACCAGGCCUUCACCUUCGCCAUCCGUCCCACUGUCCGCAACCAUAGCAAGUUGAAGCGGGAUUUUGUUAUCAAUGAGAUUGCGGGUCUCAUCAAUGAUGACCGCCACAAGGUCAACUUGAAGGCGCCGGACAAGGUGAUUUUGGUUGACCUUUACCAGUCCACCUGCGGGAUCAGUGUCGUUGACGGCGACUGGGAUGAUCUCAAGCGGUACAAUCUCACCGAGCUGUAUAGCCAAGCUGUCAAGAACAAUGGAUGAUACAAUUUUGCUCGAGUCAAAUCUCGACGGGAGUGUACUUAGGAAACCCGCGAGGAGAGCGAGGACCGGAUAGGGAAUUGGGCCUCAGCGACGGGCAGCAUUCAAUAUUGCGGGCAUCUGGUCAGCCAUAAACAGUACUGAUAGUGCACAUUGGUAGUAUAUGUAAUGUACAACGGUUGAAGCAUGGCGGUUCGCUGAAGAGCGAGGUGCAGCUGUGCAGCUGCCAAGGGGGGACGGCGCUAAGCCCUAUUCCAGAUAAAUUUGACGAGUGUGCCGACCACGGUCCCCUGUCUUGGUCCGUGAGGCCCUGGCUCGACAUCGCGGCUCAGUUGGAGCGGCGUCGGGCCGCCUAAAUAAAACUUCAACCGUCAAUAGUUCGCUGCUACGGUGCCUGUAAAAG